Messenger RNA from Rhodamnia argentea, 2704 nucleotides. RefSeq names its product pentatricopeptide repeat-containing protein At2g13600-like. The record is from RefSeq and is a predicted model, not a curated record. Gene Ontology annotation, molecular function: protein binding; RNA binding. The coding region runs from base 89 to 1882 and encodes 597 amino acids. NCBI's taxonomy places the organism in Eukaryota, Viridiplantae, Streptophyta, Magnoliopsida, Myrtales, Myrtaceae. The transcript is spliced from 2 exons. Gene Ontology annotation, biological process: RNA modification.
GAGUGUAAAUUUGCAGAGCUUCAUGUGAAGGGGCUUCUAAUAGCCCGAUAAUUUAACUGUGAAGCUGACAUGAAACAUUCCAGCGCUCAUGCUCGGCCCAACCUUCCAUCGCGCUCGGAGGUCCCUUUCGAACCAUCCAACCGUCGCUGCAGUUUUCCCACCAACCGAUUUUCAAAAAUCAGCGGCAGAGGAAGAAGAAGAGCUUUACUCUCGCGAGAUCCACAAGUGCGCUCGAACCUCUGACCUGCGCAAUGGAAGAGCGAUUCACGCGCCACUCCUCAAAGGGUCGGUACCCUUUUCCCUCUUCCUCAAGAAUCAGAUGCUCAACGCGUACCUCAAGUGCGGCAGCCUCGAGAGCGGUCUCCGGCUGUUCGAAGAAAUGCCCGAGCGGAACGUGGUGUCCUGGUCGGCCCUCAUCACGGGUUUCGUGCAGCAGGGCCGUCCCGAGGGUGCCAUUUCCUUGUUUCGCCGCAUGAACCGCGAGGGGACUGCGAGGCCUAACGAGUUCACCCUCGUGAGCACGCUCCAUGCUUGUUCUUUGCUCAGGGAAUCAGGUUUGGCUCACCAAGUUUAUGCGCAAGUUGUGAGGUUGGGAUUCGAAUGGAAUGUGUAUUUGAUCAAUGCGUUUUCAACGGCCUUGAUAAGGAAUGGUCGAUUGUUGGAGGCUAUGGAAGUUUUCGAGAAGUGCCAGCUUAGGGAUAUUGUGUCUUGGAAUGCUAUCAUGGCAGGAUACUUGGAGUUGUCUUAUGCUGAAGUUCCUUGGUUUUGGGGCCGUAUGAUCCGUGAAGGAGAGGUGAAGCCUAAUCACUAUACCUUUUCGAGUGUUCUCACUGCAUUGGCCUCUCUUUCCGAUAUUGAAAUGGGAUUGCAGGUUCAUGCACAGCUUGUUAAGUGUGGCCAUGGAAGUGACAUUUGUGUGGGGAAUUCUUUGGUAGGUAUGUACGUGAAAAACCUUAGAUUAGAUGAAGGAUUUAGAGCUUUUGGAGAAAUGUGCUCGAGGAAUGUAUUGUCAUGGACCCAAAUGGCUGCUGGUUGUCUAUUGUGUGGAGAGCCGGGCAAAGCGCUUGAGGUCUUUGCAGAAAUGAGAAAAGCCGGGAUACUGCCAAACGAAUUUACUCUUUCUACUGCACUAAAUGCAUGUGCCAACAUUGCUUCUUUGGAAGAAGGGGUGAAAAUUCAUGGUGUUAGGAUUAAACUAGGGAGCGAUGUUGAUAUCUGUGCAGCAAAUGCACUGAUUGAUAUGUACAUGAAAUGUGGAUGCGUGGAUGCUGCACGAGGUGUUUUCCAAUCCAUGAGAGAGCAUUCAGUUGUGUCAUGGACAACGAUGAUUAUCGGAUGCGCACAAAAUGGUCAAGCUAGAGAGGCUCUAAAGUUCUUUGAUGAGAUGAUUGAAGAAGGAGCACAGCCAAAUGACAUCACCUUUGUUUGUGUUCUCGAUGCCUGUUCCCAGGGAGGGUUUGUCGAUGAAGGGUGGAAAUAUUUUUCCUCCAUGAGUCAGCAUCAUGGCAUUUCCCCUAGAGAAGAUCACUAUGCAUGUAUGGUUAAUCUACUUGGACGUAAUGGACAAAUUAAACAAGCCGAGGGAUUGAUUUUGAGCAUGCCAUUUCAACCAGGGGUGCUUAUCUGGCAGACGCUGCUUGGAGCUGCCCUCUUUCAUGGGGAUAUGGAAACUGCGAAGCGCGCUUCUGAUCAUGCAUUGAAAUUGGACCGAAAAGACCCUUCAACGUACGUGCUGCUAUCAAAUAUGUUUGCUGGUUUGAGGAACUGGGAUGGGGUUGGGAUGAUGAGAGAGCUAAUGGAGACUUCUGAUGUAAGGAAAUUGCCUGGGUCCAGUUGGAUCGUUCAGGAGAAAGGUGGACCGCCAGCUUUAGCUGAUGGCUAGAUGACAAUAAUGGUGAGGCUGAUGGUUGUAACUCCUAGUUGGUGUUUGACUGGGCUUAAAGCCCUGUUGAUGGAGCAUUACAGUAUUUAGCAGUGAAGCAACGUGAUGGCAUUGAAGGAAUGGUAAUUAUUUUAAUUAAGCAAGGAUAGUUCCAAGGAGAAAUUCUGAUUAUACUAAGACCAAUCUAUAGAUCAGUAUGCUAAGUGUUAUAAACUGUUACGAGAUAUUAAAUAUGACUUGUUUAAAGUCCCAUUAGUAGUCUGGCACAGCUAGUAAGCUAGUUUAAGAUACUAGUCUCAGUAUGCCUAUUGCUCCAGGUCCUAGAUGGUUGAGUUUUUACUGUCUUACUUCUCACCGUGAUGAUUAGUCUGAUCUUUGUGCCCAUUAUGAACACAUGGGUUUUCAACGUCAUGAUCAUUGCUCAGCACCAUGUUUAGGAAUUAGAGCAAGAUACUCCAUGACAAGCAUCUCUUUGCAAGUAUGUUUCACUGUGCAAAAUCUGGUUUGUAUUUCUGCAGUUGACAUGGGAUUUUGUCAAUAUCAUCUACAAGUGGCCUCUCAGAAGAUACCAAAACAGUGCAAGGAAGGAACGGAAAGAAUCACCAGCAGGUGUUUGAAGGAGAAGAUUGCUAGGAUGAUGCUAGUGCUGUUGCGAAGACAAGCAGUUCGCCGAUGUUAUUUCAGUGGAUUGAAGUUUACUUGAUUAAUUUGCUGAAAGACACUUGCAGAUAUGAGCAAUUGGGUACACUCAGGAGAAACAAUUACCAAGUGAAAUGGGCAUAAGUCGGCUGGACUUGAGAUGGGAGGCAGAGGAGCGUAAAA